Messenger RNA from Penicillium argentinense, 582 nucleotides. RefSeq lists its product as uncharacterized. The transcript has 4 exons. Lineage: Eukaryota; Fungi; Ascomycota; Eurotiomycetes; Eurotiales; Aspergillaceae. Bases 1 to 582 code for a protein of 193 amino acids. The record is from RefSeq and is a predicted model, not a curated record.
AUGUGGAACUUCGAGGUAUCUAAUCGCUUUGCAGUGACUCGCUACGGCUAUGGAAGACACUUUGCACUUAUUGAGGCCGACACGGAGACGAUUGACUUCCUCGCCGCAGUCUCGUAUCUCAUCUCCUUGGCAUCGAUAAAGGUCUCUAUCUGUCUUUUAUAUCUUAAGGUAUUUUCAAUUACCAAGUUACGGUGGCUAUACUACUUGGUCAUUGUGAUCGCCUUGAACUGGUCAUCCGUCGAGGUUUGCGUUGCCAUCCUCAUCGCAUGCAUCCCCUCCUUCCGCAUUGUCGCUGCUCGAACCUGUCCUAUCUUACAAAAGACAUUUGGACUUCGAAGCAGCCAUGAGUCAAGUCAACAAAUCGAAACUUUACAAACCAGUCCACUUGACCAGACUUACUCCACUUCUCCUACUUCAGUGAAACCUUCUGGGCCCCGUGACUGCUUCCCGUUGCCAUCGCCGUUAGCAGAGGAAGGCAUCGAUCCGUUUACUUCUAUGACCGGCGGCCUGGUGCCGGAGAUACCAGAGCAGGUAGUCAGCACAUCUCGGGGAGCUGAGCAGUAUCUAAGGACAAUUGUGUAG